This is a messenger RNA of Somion occarium, 4679 nucleotides long. Lineage: Eukaryota; Fungi; Basidiomycota; Agaricomycetes; Polyporales; Cerrenaceae. The record is from the annotation of a GenBank genome assembly.
AUAUGGCCGCUAUUUAUUUGUUUCGGGCAAAUACGUCGGUGGCGGGAAAUUUCCCGAGCUCGCGCCUUCUGCUUUCGCUCGACCAUCUCGAGUGCAAUAUUCAGUUGUGCUCUAUUGCUAUCCUCCGGGUCGGGUCGUCUGGAACACUCUCUUCAUAUUGAUUGCGCUUGACGCUUCAAAAACUCGACGUUGGUCAAGGAGGAACGCCGGUCAUCUGCCCAUCGCAUAAAAUUUGAAAGGCAUGAUUCCUCUCACAAAACGCAGCACUCGUAGACUCGAGACGACUUUGGUGUCGUAUUCAAGACAAAGUCUUCCUCGACCUGCCCGUCUAUACUCCUCUCCUUCAAAAAGUGCACAUGCGCCAGCUUUCGCUACUUCGGUGCCUCAGCCGGAAGCUCCACUCCCUUACCUUCCGCCAAACCUCGAGCGAGAAUUCUCCAAGACCAAGGAGAUGGCGACCUUUCUACACGAACGACAAUCAUAUACCAUUCUGCCGACACCUGCGCCAGCCGACAGCUCCGAUACUAAUACCAUGAUAUUCCCGGACACGGCCCUUCAGAAUAUGGUGUCGAUCAUUGAAGCCUGCGUGCACAAUUUGUAUGAUGUUCCUCGAGCCAAGACAGUAUUUGAAGGCUUGCGCAGACGCCACAGAUGUGACCCAUUGCUUCAUGGCGGACUGUACAAUCUUCUUCUGGAUGCGUACAUCGAGAUGGCGUCGGUCAAAGAGGUUGAAAAGCGGUCGCACUGGGUAGAGGAUGCAUGUGCACUAUUCGAGGUGAUGGAAAACGGCAAGGACAAAGUGACACCUACAGCGAACACGUAUGCGAUUAUGCUUCGCGCUUGGGUACUCUUCAACCCGAGUUCGCACCGACUCGUGGCGAGCACAGUGGACAUGCCUACGCCGAUUAUGCUGCUGCGAGCGAUGAUUGACCGUCAGAUUCCGGUGGCAUUGGUCGUGGCGGACCGCGCUAUCAGAACGACCAAGGAAGCGUCAGAGGCCAUCAAGAUGCUAUCGAAGGCGGCAGUGGAUAUGAAUUUGGGAAAGGUGGUGAAUGAGCUUGGUAUGGCUGAGGCGCUUGGUAGCAGAGCUCCCGACCCAUUAGACAACGUGCCAGAGGCAACGCCCGUUACGCGAGCCAAAGUACGUACAUCUGGUCCUCUUUAUUAUCUACGUGCUAAUGAUCCACUUCAGAAGCAGCAACAGAUGCAAGUUACCCAUGCUCAAGACGGGUCUGUGACCGACUUUGGUGUUUCAGAAACCGCAGUAGAGGUCGAGCACGAAGUACCGUUCAAUCUGGCGAACCUUCGAAAGCAUCUGGCACAGGUCAUUCUCGCACGACGUGUGCUUCCGGAAGAUGUUGCAGCUCGUCAGAAGCUUUUAGAGGAGUCCGUCUACGACGUCGCUGUGGAACGGUUGAAGCACCAAGCAGAGCUGUUCGAUGAAAUUGGGCUGACGAACAAGGGACUCGGCAACAACGAUCUACGCAAGUGGAUGUGGGAAUGGCAUCAGAAGCUGAAAGUGCGACUGAAGGCAGAGAUUGCGACGUUGGCAGUGGAGGAAAGCAAACUUUCCGACGGGCGGGGUAUUCGUCUCUCGCCGUUCCUCACCCUCUUGAAGCCUGAGAAACUUUCACUGAUCACGAUCUUGGAACUCAUGCAUCUGCAAGGUGGAGCCGGUGCUAGCAAAGUCAUGAAGAUAGCUCGUGCGCUGCUUUCGGUCGGAAGGGCUGUCGAGAUAGAGUACAAGGCGGAGAUGUGCAAGAAGAACAAUAUCACGAUGCCCAGCAAUCCUGCUCGUGGAGGUGACCAUGGUUACUUCUCGCGACUUGGCUAUCGUGACUUACACGCCCGUCGUGUGGCGGCAGCCAAGUAUAUGGAGGACGCAGAGGAGUGGACGUCGGAUUGGUCGCAGAUUAUCCGUGUUAAAGUUGGCGCGUUCUUGGUCGAUUUGCUGAUGGACGUUGGGACUGUCGUGCGCACUGCAGUGGAUAGGCGGACGGGUGAAACCGUUUCUGAGGAACAGCCUGCCUUUGUCCACUCGUACGAGUAUCAACGGGGUCACAAACUUGGGGUCAUCAAGUUGAAUUCUAUCGUCGCGGAACGAAUCGCCAAAGACACCGUACGAGAAACAUUGCAUCCUCGUCACUUGCCCAUGUUAGUAAAGCCUAAGCCGUGGUUGGGUCAUGAUGAAGGUGGUUACUUGUACAACAAGACUUCGGUAAUGCGUUAUAAGGAAUCCACCGAACAGCAAAUAUAUCUGCGCCAAGCCUCCAAUCUCGGCAACGUAGAGCUUGUAUAUGCUGCUUUGGACGUGUUAAGCACCACGCCAUGGAAAAUUAAUCGUGACGUGUUCGAGGUUGUUCUGAAAGUUUGGAACUCGGGAGAGCGGUUCCAUAAACUGCCCCCUGCCGUCUAUGAUCAGCCUGAACCCCAGAAACCAGAGGAUUUCGACUUUGAUCCUAAGGCGAAGGCUAUCUACAUCACAAGACAAAGAGCGUGGUACAAUGACAAGGCGAACAACCAUUCGGACAGAUGUAACGUCAACUACAAAGUUGAAAUUGCUCGUACGUUCUUGGGAGACACAUUCUACCUUCCCCACAAUGUCGAUUUCCGUGGUCGUGCUUAUCCAAUUCCGCCCCAUCUGAACCACAUCGGUGACGAUCUUAGUCGUGGUCUCCUCAAGUUCGGAGAGUCAAAGCCGUUGGGCGAACGAGGUUUGCGGUGGCUCAAGAUUCACUUGUCCAACUUGUACGGAUUCGAUAAGGCGAGCUUCAACGACCGUGUUGCCUUCGUCGAUCAACAUCUGGCAGAUAUUUACGAUAGUGCGGAGAAGCCACUGGAAGGUCGUCGAUGGUGGACUACCGCUGACGACGCUUGGCAAUGUCUGGCUGCUUGCAUUGAGCUCCGUAACGCAUUGGAGUCCGGUGACCCCCACGCAUUCGAAUCAAGUUUGCCGGUCCAUCAGGAUGGAACUUGUAACGGUCUCCAGCACUACGCUGCCCUCGGUGGUGACGAUCGAGGUGCCCGACAAGUUAACUUGGACGUCACAGACAAGCCUUCUGAUGUCUACACUUACGUCGCCAACAUGGUUGAGGAGCAGCUUGUGAAGGAUAUUGAGAAGGGCAAUCCUAUGGCCCAACUCCUUUCCGGGAAGAUUGCCCGUAAGGUCGUUAAGCAAACUGUCAUGACGACCGUAUAUGGCGUGACGUUCAUCGGUGCUCGUGAACAGAUCGAGAAGCAGCUGAAGGAUCGUCUUGACAUUCCCGUCGAGGAAUGCUGGCUUGCCGCUAAUUACCUUGCUAAACUCGUAUUGCACUGUAUCGGAGACUUGUUCUCGGCGGCAAAGGACAUCCAGAACUGGCUCAACACAUGUGCACGUCUCAUAGCCAAGUCCAUCCCUCCUGAACGGCUUUCGGAUACCUUGCGGCCGACACCCCCCUCACAAAAGGGACGUCCUGCUCCGGAGCAAACUUUAUAUGCCAGAAUGAGGAAGGAGCAAAUGACUUCUGUUAUUUGGACUACACCCCUGGGUCUUCCUAUUGUUCAGCCUUACCGACAGGAGAAGCGCAAGCAAAUCAUGACUUCACUGCAGAGCGUCUUCAUCUCCGAUCCUAACUCACCAGCUAUGGUCAACUCUCAGAAACAGGCGUCUGCGUUCCCUCCAAACUUUGUUCAUAGCUUGGACGCAACCCACAUGAUGCUUACGGCACUGGAGUGCAGGACUCGGAACAUUACUUUCGCGUCUGUGCACGAUUCUUACUGGACGCACGCUGCCUCAGUCGAUGACAUGUCUGUCAUCAUUCGCGAGACCUUCAUUGGGUUGCAUUCAUCGAACGUCCUUCAGCGGCUGCAUGAAGAGUUCUGUGAACGAUACAAGGGCUAUAAAGUCCCUCUCCCCUCCAUCCGUACUAUGAUCCCGAAACUUCCCCGGACUGCCAAUAUUCUCCAGAUUUCGGACGACAAGGAGUCCCGCACUCUUGAUGAACAAGCUGUUGAGGAUCUCCGUCUGAAGGCUGGGGGUCUGCCAAUCGAGGAGGAGCCCGAGGAGGUAGAGGAAGACCAGGGUGAAGAGGAAGACGAAGAGGAAAAACCCAAGAAGAAGAAGGCUAAACGAGGCGGCAAGCGUGUAGUCUCUUCAGAGCUUAACCUGGACGACAAGUUUGUCAACCUCACGGAUCUUCUGCCGCCUGUGCCUAAGAAGGGUAUCUUUGACGUUGAUAGAGUCAAGAAUUCGCUUUACUUCUUCUCAUAGAGAACCACUUUUGCGUCCUUCCUUUUGACUAUGGUUAUUCUCAUUGCACUUCGUCACGCUAUUGCCUUUUCCCCUCCAUUGCGCGUCGGGUUCACAAGGUACUAUUCAUGCUCUCGAUAUCAGGCAACCCUUCGUCGUUCGUAUGCUCCUCCUACCACUAAUUAGUCGCACUCCUCACAUCGUACACCAUGUAGUUUAUAUGUUCAUAUAUUGCAUAGAAUAGCAUCACUACUCUUGGAACUUACAGUUGUGUGCUUAUGGAUUAGCUGCGUCAAUCCCCCAUUGUCGAACACCUCAAGCUUAAGUGGGAUGUCGACAUUCAGGAAACUCACUGGGCACAGCGGUGUUUAACACUAACCAGGCUUAUGACAAGCGGAAUCUAUAGCAGAACGUCUAAUAGAUAUCAUUUUGACUCGACGAUUGAUAC